AUGCAAGUCGAUAUUAUUAGACCAUACGGAGUCGUACCGCAAAAGGUGCGAGCAGAAAAUAAGGUUGAUCAUAGCCCUGAACGAGAUAUUCCAACGUCUACUCGGACUGGGCAAGCUUGUCUCCAGUACGGUGGUACGAUUCUAUUAGAAGUGACGUCGGGCGUGAACCCCCGGCAACCCCCCAAUCGACCAGGCCUGAAUCAGAACUCAGUGACGCCGCUGAUCGCCACUUCUCCACCACCCCUCUGUCAGCGUAGGGAAUAUUUCUGCCAUCGUAUUUUCCAGGACCUUCUGUCCCUUCAUCCACCUGGAGAUCACCCCUCGUCUUCUGGCAUGGCAUACAAUGGCUAUCCUGCCCCCUCCAGCCCGGGCUACCCGCCGGGAAACGUCAACCUGAAUGGCAACAACGUCAAGAUGGACUCGAACGAUCCCCAGGGCUACUCGACUGCUACUCCCUAUCCCUCCUACUAUGAAGCCGAGCAUCUCUCUAUGCCACAGCCGCAGAUGCCGACCGACACAUCGAGUCCAAUGCUCGACCCUUAUGCAGAGCAGCUGCCCCGCCCGCAGAAUAUGGCGACAGGAAACAUUAACGACGCCGUUAGCUCCGCUGUGCAUAAUGCCAACUCAUCGGCUUACCUCUCCCCCGAGGUCCUAUCACAGAUUACUGCAACCGUCAUCCAGCAGCUUAAAGUAUCCGGCCUGAACGAUCGCCAGACCCCCGACGAAGGCCCCGCCCAUUCCUCUGCACCUGGCCCCGCGCCUGCCUAUCAAUACCCUCCUCCCCCUCCACGUCCACAGUCCCAGCAACCGCCUUGGGGAUACCCUGCGCCAGAUCUGGCCCCUCGCCCACACUCGGAAUCUCCGCCAGUGGCUCAGAGAAGCGAUCCUUCUCCUCCGUCCACUUUCUCGUCCAAUCCUGCCAACAAUUACGAACCCCCUCAGCAGUACCCCACCUACACCGGCUAUGCGAACACGACUACGAACACGACUGCGAACACCACUGCGAACACCACUGCGAACACGGCCGCGAACAAUCUUCGCGACGCACGCCCCAAUACCGGGGUAGCACCUGAUCUGAUUCCGCCCCCAGAGAAUGUAUCCCCAAGCCAAUCGGUCUCGAGUCAAGGCAGCCAGAAUGGGGGGCGCUCGGCCUAG
This is a messenger RNA of Penicillium chermesinum, 1155 nucleotides long. RefSeq lists its product as uncharacterized. The transcript has a single exon. NCBI's taxonomy places the organism in Eukaryota, Fungi, Ascomycota, Eurotiomycetes, Eurotiales, Aspergillaceae. The coding region runs from base 1 to 1155 and encodes 384 amino acids. The record is from RefSeq and is a predicted model, not a curated record.